Scedosporium apiospermum is the source of this 2364-nucleotide messenger RNA. RefSeq names its product CP2 transcription factor. The transcript has 3 exons. Gene Ontology annotation, molecular function: RNA polymerase II cis-regulatory region sequence-specific DNA binding; DNA-binding transcription activator activity, RNA polymerase II-specific. Gene Ontology annotation, cellular component: nucleus. The record is from RefSeq and is a predicted model, not a curated record. Gene Ontology annotation, biological process: regulation of transcription by RNA polymerase II. The coding region runs from base 1 to 2364 and encodes 787 amino acids. Lineage: Eukaryota; Fungi; Ascomycota; Sordariomycetes; Microascales; Microascaceae.
AUGAUUCGUCAAAGAAGCUCGCAAAAGCCCGGAGACGACCUACUGGCUGAUUUCAGGCAGCAAUUCCCAGAAGUUGCUGCUGCGGGAACGAUACCAUCGACCGGGGGCCCCGUUCGUGCGGCAGGCACCUCGGCCGCUGGUGAUAAUCCACACAUUCAUGACGGAAAUCCGGGUCUUCCGCAUGACACUUUUAGGGAUCAGGACCCGACUCCCCGCGCGACGAAUGAACCAUGGCGAUUUACACCAUCCUUGCUUGAUCCGAAUUCCUACGCCUUCGCCGGAUUUUCGAGUGCGACAGGAGGCUACUACACGCCGACUCCUAAUGGCAGCAACACGGUUUACCAUCCCCAGUCCGGGGACCUGCAAACGCCAACCCUAGGUCUGGGGAUCGGCCUUAAUACUCCCCUUCCGCUCUCGACAUCGGAAACUGCCAUGAACAACCCGGGAGCCAUGAUAGACAUGAACCAUUUCCAGGCUAUGCAGAUGGGCUCCUUCAACGGAGGCUUCGUUUCCACCGCUCCACCACCACCACAAGGGUCUUUUGCUCCGACGACAUUUGUGCAACAUCCUGAUGCCAGCUUCGACUCUAUGGACCAUGAUGGCUUACCCAUCAACGCCGAUGAACGGGUGGGUGUCAUGACGGGCGGGUUCCGUGGCAUGCCCCCUGUAGUAGACAUCGAUGGCCGCCGGCAAUAUAACGCCUUGAACAUGGCCGCCCCCCUCCCACCAGGGGCCGAAAAAUUCCGAUUCCAUGCCACACUCAACGCUCCGACAGCCAUGAUCAAGCAUGCCGACGAAAUCCCGAUUACCUACCUGAAUAAAGGCCAAGCGUAUUCUCUUUCCGUUAUAGAUACUUCCGCAACUCUCCCCAUAGAGCCUGGCACUCGCUACCGAACCUUUGUCCGUGUGUCCUUCGAAGAUGAACAGCAGAGACGGAGACCAGCUGCUUGCUGGAGCCUAUGGAAGGAAGGCAGGGGUACGAACGAGGCUCACCAGAGAGGGGGCAAGCUGCAGGCCGUUGAGUUCAUCGAAGCUAGAGAUACCCGGGAGGGGGACGAUAAGCGAACGAAAAUGGAACUGGAAAGCUCAUCCUUCGACGGGUUCUCCGUGAUCUGGACUCCUGGUGCCAACGGAGCUGCCGAAGUCAACAUUGCUGUUCGAUUUAAUUUCCUCUCUACCGAUUUUAGCCAUUCUAAGGGAGUCAAGGGGAUCCCUAUCCGACUGUGUGCCAAGACCAGUCCGUACCCGAUUGACACGUCGAAGCCCCCACCUAGUGACGGGUCCGUCGAGGUAUGCUUUUGCAAGGCCAAACUGUUCCGUGAUCACGGCGCGGAGCGAAAGCUCUCCAACGACAUUGCCCAUGUCAAGAAAAGCAUCGAUAAACUUAAGCAGCAAAUAGCCCAGGUGGAGAGCGGCAUGAAGGAUUUCGGUAAACGCAAGCGAACGAGUACAAAUAACAACAAACUGGACCCUCAGCGUCCUGGAAAAGUUCAGAAGCACAAGAGGACCUGGUCAAUGUCUUCGGGCAGCUCGGCAAAUGGGUCAAGCAAGGCGCCAGCUGAAGACGACUGGCAUGCCAAACUUCAGGCGCUUCAGGAUAUGUUUACCAGCACCCGACCUGUCAGCAUUCUCUUCCUCCGCGGCGAGGAGCUUGACGACCCUGAUCUGCAUCCCGUGGCUCUCCCUGGGGACCCCGACUUUUCCAGGUUUGAGGAUCGACAUAGUGCCGCGUGGCAGGCGCGGAGUGGUCGCAGCUCAGUUGCCAGCUCGUCUCUAGUAUCUCCAUCCACAAGGUCUCCGUCCUUGGCUUCCCAAGUUUCGGGGAUUGGGGGACGGUGGAGUGUAGAUGGAAGUGAUGGCGUUCGUGGUGUCCCAGAUAAGCCGUUUCUGAUCAAGAGGCCGGACCAUGCGGGCGGAAACCUCGGCGGCUGGAUAGAAGCCGUGGAUGUCGACUCCAGCUAUAGGCCGCCGCCCGAGAGGGAUGUGAAGCCCGUGGCGUGCUUCUACAUUCUUCGCCGAGGACAGGGAGCCGCUCAAUCCAAGCGGAAACUCUACAAAGCCAUCUACCUAAUGAAACGCACAGAAAGUGAGUUCAGGACUCAGAUUGGUGCCAAAUGGGAUUUGGAACCCUCCAGGAUCCAGAGGAUGAUCCGCGUCCUACCCAGCGGUGUCGAAGUUGAAAUAGACGAUGAUGUGAUCCGCGAGGUGGACGAGGGUCAAGACAUGAUUAUGGAGAUGACCGAGGUCGACAAUGGUGCUCCUCUCAAAACCGAAUGGGAGAUGAUGGUCGAUACCGGUGACGACGAUACGGGCACAUCGCAGCACCAAAUUCGGCAGGGUUACGAAUUGAGGUUCCUCUUCUAA